Molecule: messenger RNA, 4140 nt
Organism: Schistocerca nitens (vagrant locust)
Lineage: Eukaryota; Metazoa; Arthropoda; Insecta; Orthoptera; Acrididae
Gene: Ocrl
Product: inositol polyphosphate 5-phosphatase OCRL
Exons: 19
Coding region: 263-2899 (878 amino acids)
Biological process (GO): phosphatidylinositol dephosphorylation; signal transduction
Cellular component (GO): membrane
Molecular function (GO): phosphatidylinositol-4,5-bisphosphate 5-phosphatase activity; inositol phosphate phosphatase activity
Source: RefSeq, a predicted model, not a curated record
UGCGAACUUUACGUGCGUUAUUAUGAAUACUAUAUGUAGGAUUUUUGUGUAACGAUUGUUUAAGUAAUAUUUUUGUCAACUGAAAUGCUACGUAACUUGAAAAUUGUUGUUGUUAAACACAUAACUGUCAAUAAGAGACACAAAGCUGUCAACAGGCUUCUUCCGAUCGGUAGCAGAGGUAACUAAGUGACAGAAGAAAAUGCACUCUUAAUUCCAGCGCGUUAUAACUGUAAGGGCGCUGGAAAGGACACACUGACUGGCCAUGGAUGUGCUAACUGUUGUUCAGACCAAACUGAGCGCCGAAGACAAUGUGGUUUCAGUCCACGAAGCAAGCUUAAUGCAAGGAUGGGUGCGCACAUCUAGAGUUCUGGCUCUGGUUGAAAAUGAGAAUGAUCAUGCAUUGUUUGUUUUUCUGAGCUCAAGAGUGCCCCCUCAAAGUUUUACUGAUCUGACUAUUGAGCGAACAUUGCCAGUAGAUGCUGACUUCAGGUGUGAAAUAGACCCUGAAAGUAAACAUCAAGAUGGUGUUGAUGUAUAUGUCAACAUAUCUUCUUAUAAACUUAAGCUCUUAUUUGAAAUGGUGCCUGGAGUGAAAACAAGCAACUUCGUUGGAGAAUUAUUCAGAGUAAUGGAAGUCUACAGUAAAAGGAGGGGCCCACCUCCAGAAUUCCAGUGGCUUCGCAAGUAUGCUGCAGAUAAUUCUUAUAGCGCCUUAGUUAAUGUUGAAAAACCAGUAGAUGUGAAGGAAAUACAGCCUGCAACCAAGGAUGACUCGUUGGCCACCUCUCUGCUGGAGCUUGAAAGCCCGGAUAUUACAUUACCACGUCAAAGCAUUGCUAAAGGGACCACGCCUAUAGCAGCAAGGGAAAGUGUUAUUAGAUAUCAGAUGGCAAUGAAAGAACGUCAUUAUACAUACACUCAAGUUCUGAAGGUUUUCAUUGGCACUUGGAAUGUCAAUGGACAGCCGCCAACUGUGCCACUUACAGAAUGGCUUGCCCAUGACCCUGAACCACCUGAUAUAUACGCAAUUGGAUUUCAGGAGCUUGACUUGAGCAAAGAAGCAUUUUUGUUCAAUGAUACACCAAGAGAAGAAGAAUGGCUAUCUGCUGUUAUGAACAGUCUUCAUCCCAAAGCUCGGUAUCGUAAAAUUGCACUUGUGAGGCUUGUUGGGAUGAUGUUACUGAUAUUUGUUCAAGAGCAACAUGUGGCAUAUGUUAGAGGCGUUGCCACAGAAACUGUAGGAACAGGAAUAAUGGGCAAAAUGGGAAACAAAGGUGGCGUGGGAGUUCGACUAGACUUCCACAGUACAUCAAUUUGUUUUGUGAAUUCCCACUUAGCAGCUCAUGUUGAGGAAUAUGAAAGAAGAAAUCAGGAUUAUCAUGACAUUUGCCAAAGAAUGAGUUUUACGAGGUUUCUGCCACCUAAAGGGAUUAAGGAUCAUGAUCAAAUUUUUUGGCUUGGAGAUUUAAAUUACCGAAUAACAGAUCUUGAUCCGAAGAUUGUGAAGGAUUGUAUUGAUAAAAAUAAUUUAGAGACCAUUAUUGAAUUUGACCAGCUACGGCAACAACACAAGAACAAAAAUGUUUUUGUAGGCUACCAAGAAGGAUCACUCACUUUCCGACCAACUUAUAAAUAUGACCCAGGAUCAGACAACUGGGAUUCAAGUGAAAAAAAUAGAGCACCAGCAUGGUGUGAUAGAAUACUGUGGAAAGGUGAUGGUAUCAAACAGUUAGCUUACAGAAGUCAUCCAGAACUCAAAAUUAGUGAUCAUAAGCCAGUUAGUGCAUUAUUUGAUUCACAGAUACGAGUGAUUGAUGCUGCCAAAUAUCGAAAAAUACACGAGGAGGUGAUGAAAAAAUUGGAUAAAUUGGAAAAUGAAUUUCUUCCUCAAGUGAUGGUGGAUAAUACAGAAAUAAUAUUUGACACUAUUUACUACUUAGAAUCGCAGACCAAAGAUUUGAUAAUUGCUAAUACAGGGCAGGUUCCUGUCACAUUUGAGUUCAUAAAAAAAUUGGAUGAUUCAAGUUAUUGCAAGGAUUGGUUGAAUAUAGAACCAUAUGCAGGAUUUAUAAUGCCAGGUGAAAAAUGUGAUAUCAGGCUGGAAGUUUUUGUUGACAAGAAAUCGGCAUUUAAGUUGAAUUCUGGAGAGGAUAAGCUUUAUGACAUUCUAGUUCUACAUUUAGAAGGAGGAAAAGAUAUUUUUAUCACAGUUACAGGAACAUAUGAGCGUAGUUGCUUUGGAGCAUCAAUUGAAGCACUAGUGUAUAUUACACUUCCAAUACGUGAAAUACCUGUUGGCAGGCUUGUUGAACUGGAAAGCAAUAAGGAAGUAACAUCAACGCAGGAUCCAUACCCAAUACCAAAGGAAAUAUGGUUUCUGGUUGACCACCUCUACAGGCAUGGACUAAAACAGCCGCACUUGUUUGAACAGCCUGGUUUGCAUUCAGAAAUUUUGCAAAUUAGAAACUGGCUCGAUAAUGGCUCACCUGAUCCUCUGCCUGGCAGUGUUCAUUCAGUUGCUGAAGCUUUACUCUUACUUCUGGAAUCCACUGCGGAGCCAGUUAUACCGUACAAUUUACAUAAUAUUUGCCUGAAUGCGUCCAGCAAUUACCUGCAGUGUAAACAGAUUGUCAUGCAGCUGCCUGAACAGAGGAAGAAUGUCUUCCUGUAUUUGUGUACCUUUCUACAAGAGGUACUGAGUCACAUGAAUGAAAACGGCCUGGAUGCAAAAACAGUAGCCACACUGUUUGGGACAAUCUUCCUACGUGAUCCACCACGUAGUCGUGGCGAUUUGAGUUCAAGAGUUCGGACAAAUCAGCAGGCACUUGACAGGAAGAAGGCGAAUUUUGUUUACAAUUUUCUAGUGAAUGACCAAAGUGAUUUAAUACUUGGUCGAUGAAACUUUUUUAUUUUUGCAUUUGUUAAAUGUGUAGUACUUACAAGCAGUUAUACUCAAAUUAAAGUGGACCCACCUUGCACAUAUUUAUAUAUAUUGUUAUCUAAUAUUUAGAUUGCAUAUUUAUUUUAAUUAAGAAAUUCUUGCAUGUGUGUGUUUUAAUGUGCAAUUAUUUGUACAGAAGAAGCAAAUAUGUAAAGCAGUACCAUGUACUGCACUAUAGAAUAAAAUGGUUUCAGUUUAUGCUACAGCGAGAAAUUAAAUAUCAGAAAAUGUUAUCCUAGAAUAACUGAUAUUCUUGCCAUAUAUUAAAAACUGUAAUUUGACUGCGUAUCAUUGUACUAUUUCCUUCAAAAGUACAUAUUGUUUAUCCUAAGCAGGAGCCAGUAUGGUUAUUUUCAUGUGAUAACGAUGUGCACUGGAUGUAACAGUAAGUCUGACAAUUUUCAUCCAUGUAGUGAUUAGUCCUUCAAUUUUGAAACUGCAGAGUUAUGUCAUGUGUGACAUUAAAACUUUAUGAACAAAUUUACAUGGAUUUGGCUGACCCAUUACAAUGUGCAUGAUGACCAAGGGUGACAUUGUUAUUAGAUAUUAUGAAGAAGCAGUUUGGAGUUCAGUGUGUAAAUUAUAGAAAACUGUACAUAUAAAUAUAUCUUGCAACAGCUCUUCCAAGUAAAAUUACAGUAUGAUAUGCCAAAUUUUUUAGUCUUAAACAAAUUGGUUUGUUUAAUAGUGUGUACUUAGCUGUUUAAAUGCUCUACCUGUGCGUCAGUCUGCGUAUGCAGAGACAAAUGCCAAAUCGUUAAAUGCCUUAUGCCACAGCUUUAUUAUAAUUUCCUCUGUCAUCUUUUCUGAAAUUUCGAGUGUGAGGAUCAGAGCCCAAUAUAAAGCCUCUACGGCUCCCACAAAUGCUUGAUGUGGUGCAUUGCGGCAGUGAAUGGUGAAGUGACAGCGGAGUCAUCAUUUAGGAUGAUGUUUGACCUUAAUGUCUGAAAAAUUGUGUGAAACAUACUCUUCCAUCACUUCAUCAUAUUGUUCUUCUAAGGGAACAGUUACAGUGUGGCCUGCCUCAAUGGAGAGAGAGAGAUGAUCAUAACCCUCCUUGAACACCAUUCUUGUGUUUUUUUAUCUUGAUGGUUGGAGCUUGUUUCAAAAGAAUUAUAUUGUAAGUUGUUAAUUUAUCUGUGUCAGUUCACAUGUGUGUAAUAAUAAGACAUUAAAACCAUAUUUUACGUAGCCCCUCA